Cervus elaphus (red deer) is the source of this 2230-nucleotide messenger RNA. It is a transcript of the gene LINGO2, whose product is annotated as leucine rich repeat and Ig domain containing 2. NCBI's taxonomy places the organism in Eukaryota, Metazoa, Chordata, Mammalia, Artiodactyla, Cervidae. The transcript is spliced from 2 exons. Gene Ontology annotation, molecular function: protein binding. The record is from RefSeq and is a predicted model, not a curated record. The coding region runs from base 92 to 1912 and encodes 606 amino acids. Gene Ontology annotation, cellular component: plasma membrane.
UCCAGGGGAUCUUCCCAACCCAAGGAUCAAACCUCUGUCUCUUGUCUCCUGCAUUGGCCCGUGACCAAGGUGUAGACUAAGAGGGGGAGUCAUGCUUCACACGGCCUUAUCAUGUUGGCAGCCAUUCCUGGGUCUGGCUGUGGUCUUAAUCUUCAUGGGAUCCACCAUUGGCUGCCCUGCUCGCUGCGAGUGCUCAGCCCAGAACAAAUCUGUUAGCUGCCACAGGAGGAGGCUGAUCGCCAUCCCAGAGGGCAUUCCCAUCGAGACCAAAAUCUUGGACCUCAGCAAGAACAGGCUGAAAAGCAUCAACCCUGAAGAAUUCAUCUCUUACCCUCUGCUGGAGGAGAUAGACUUGAGUGACAACAUCAUUGCCAAUGUGGAGCCAGGAGCCUUUAACAAUCUCUUCAACCUGCGUUCCCUCCGCCUGAAGGGCAAUCGCCUGAAGUUGGUCCCUUUGGGGGUCUUCACGGGCCUCUCCAACCUCACCAAGCUUGACAUUAGUGAGAAUAAGAUUGUCAUUUUACUGGACUACAUGUUCCAGGAUUUGCAUAACCUGAAGUCUCUAGAAGUGGGGGACAACGAUUUGGUUUAUAUAUCACACCGGGCCUUCAGUGGGCUGCUUAGCUUGGAGCAGCUCACACUGGAGAAAUGUAACCUCACUGCGGUACCCACAGAAGCCCUCUCACACCUCCGCAGCCUCAUCAGCCUGCACCUGAAGCAUCUCAAUAUCAACAACAUGCCCGUGUAUGCCUUUAAAAGACUGUUCCACCUGAAACAUCUAGAGAUUGACUAUUGGCCUUUACUGGAUAUGAUGCCUGCCAACAGCCUCUAUGGUCUCAACCUCACCUCUCUCUCCAUCACCAACACCAAUCUAUCCACCGUCCCCUUCCUUGCCUUUAAACACCUGGUCUACCUAACCCAUCUGAACCUCUCCUACAAUCCCAUCAGCACUAUUGAGGCAGGCAUGUUCUCUGACCUGAUCCGCCUCCAAGAGCUUCAUAUAGUGGGGGCCCAGCUCCGCACCAUCGAGCCUCACUCCUUCCAAGGGCUCCGCUUCCUUCGUGUGCUCAACGUGUCUCAGAACCUUCUGGAAACUCUGGAAGAGAACGUCUUCUCCUCCCCGAGGGCUUUGGAGGUCCUGAGUAUUAACAACAACCCUCUGGCCUGUGACUGCCGCCUCCUAUGGAUCCUGCAGCGGCACCCAACCCUGCAGUUCGGUGGCCAGCAGCCCAUGUGCGCUGGCCCGGACACUAUCCGCGAGAGGUCAUUCAAAGAUUUCCACAGCACUGCCCUUUCUUUUUACUUCACCUGCAAAAAACCCAAAAUCCGUGAGAAGAAGUUGCAGCAUCUGCUUGUGGAUGAGGGGCAGACGGUCCAGCUGGAAUGCAAUGCCGAUGGAGACCCUCAGCCUGUGAUCUCCUGGGUGACACCUCGAAGGCGGUUCAUCACCACCAAGUCCAAUGGAAGAGCCACCGUGCUGGGCGAUGGCACCCUGGAGAUCCGCUUCGCCCAGGAUCAAGACAGUGGGAUGUACGUCUGCAUCGCUAGCAAUGCUGCGGGGAACGACACCUUCACGGCCUCCUUAACUGUCAAAGGGUUUGCUUCAGACCGCUUCCUUUAUGCCAACAGGACCCCUAUGUACAUGACCGACUCCAAUGACACCAUUUCCAAUGGCACCAAUGCCAAUACUUUCUCCCUGGACCUUAAGACAAUACUGGUGUCGACAGCCAUGGGCUGUUUCACCUUCCUGGGAGUGGUGUUAUUUUGCUUCCUCCUCCUUUUUGUGUGGAGCCGAGGGAAAGGCAAACACAAAAACAGCAUUGACCUUGAGUACGUGCCCCGAAAAAACAAUGGUGCUGUCGUGGAAGGGGAGGUGGCUGGACCCAGGAGGUUCAAUAUGAAAAUGAUUUGAGGGUUGGUCACUCCAACUAUUGUUUCUGUGUCAUUGUCUGUAACCAGUGAGACAGCCUGGCGCAAGAGAAGUACUAGGUUAAAAGGCAGCUCAGUGCAGCUUCCCUGUGUCAAAGCAGGGUCCGCAGAAGCAGGAGGACUUCUGAUGGAGACGCUCCACCUAGAAGCAGGCAGGCAGGCAUGUGUCAGAGCCCUUCACACAGUGGGGUACUAAUUGUUUGCAUUGCAAAUACUGGCAUUCUGGGGAUCUCAGUAAUGAACCUGAAGCUUCGGCUCAUGCUCAUGGACAGUUACUCAACCUUUUCUACCACUGCAAAAA